This is a messenger RNA of Acanthoscelides obtectus, 7054 nucleotides long. The record is from the annotation of a GenBank genome assembly. NCBI's taxonomy places the organism in Eukaryota, Metazoa, Arthropoda, Insecta, Coleoptera, Chrysomelidae.
GAUUGAUCCGUACUGUCAAAAAUGACGACCAAGCUGAUACAGUUUAAGCGUUUCAUUUAAGUUAUUGUCUCCAUUUUUCUGAUUUCUCCUUAUAUUUAGCUUCAGUCUCGCAAUCUUUAGUCGAAGCUUUUAUUGUGCUUAUCAAAAGAAGGAGUGAUAGUCGAGCGUGUGCGUCAGUAAAACACAGGAAUGACUCGAUACGGUCUUGGAGUUUUCAUCCUAAGGGUAGUCGUGCCAAUAAUGAUUUCACUCAGUCUUGUGAUGCGACCUUCGAUCAUGUGCCUGAUCUACCUUGGCAUGCUUCUGUAUCUACCGUUUAUAAACCUCAUAGACGAACGGAACUUAGAUACGGGAGCAUUCAAAUAUAUCAUGACUUUUGUGCCGUAUCAAACUAUGGCCACUCAGUUGGGGUUCUACCUAUACACUCAAAGUACCAACGAAAUAUUGGAAGACGAAAACGCCAGUCUACGCCGUCUGCUCAAGAACGUAGGCUUGGCCCCUUUGAACAACUUGGACGCGCUCUACAGCGUAUGUUGGUUUGGCCCAGAAGUUGUUAUGAUCAUGGUCUCAUUGCUGUAUACUUGGGCAGUGAGGAUGAUGGCCAGCAAAGCAGCAUCGGAAGACGUAACUGGGGAUGCUGACCAAGUGUGGAUGGAGAAAUUCAAAUAUCUCAAGAUUUCCGCCUCAGCGGGAAAAUUCAUCACCAUAAUAUUCCUUCUGUGGUCUGCUAUGUGGCAUCACUGUAUCUUUGGAGUGUGCUACUUUUUGAUAUUCCUGUUCUUCAUGACCGUUUGGGCGUUCAACAAGAGUCUGAUUACCACUCUAUCCACUCUGUUAUUCUUUUGCAUGCCCAUAUCUAUGACGCACACUAUUGGUCAGUACGUACUUCAGAUAGAGCAAGUGCAGUACCAGUUGUCAGAUAGAAGUACGCAGUUAAGAAUACUUGGGAUAGAUCAGUUGGCAAAUCCAAAACCAGAUUACGGACCAGACUAUACUCACUAUGAAUACGGACAUAAGGACCUGGUCAGGUUACUGUAUCCUGUCAUAGUUUACGUGCUCUAUUAUUUCAUGGUGAACGAAGCAAUGAUGCUCAAUAGUCUCAACAAAUUUCUUACAGAACAGAGAAAAAGAGGCUUUCGAACACAAUGGUCGAAAAGGAUGCUAGUAAUGGCAGCAAAUGACUCGGAAACUGAUAAGCCGGAUACUGGAAACCUCCAGUCGUUGAUUGGCGAAAGUACCAAACACAAAAUAUGGAGGCAUUCAUUAAACAUAAGUAGAAACAUUAUAGCCCUUAUUGUGAAGUAUUCGUAUGUUGGAACAAUUUGUGCAUAUGUGAUGUGGUCAGUGACCUUCUUGACCUGGUCAUCUUUCGUGCUUCUGACCUUGGGUAUAGCACUUUGGAUGGUCCCAGAUCAAAGAAAGGCGACAGUAUACAGUUGCUUCGGAGUUAUAGUAUUUUCUUACAUAGACAUGACAUAUCUUUACAUAGUGGGAAUUGGUGAUGGAUAUCUCCUCUCGGUUUGGGAUGACGAAAGAACCAGCAUCUUCCAUUAUGGCAAAAUAACUCGCUUUAUGACCUUGGAAGUGUGCAUCAAAGUAAUGUUCACGGUUAUGUUUUGGAUCACGAUACGGAAAUAUACGCAAGACAAAGAAUACGUUCAACAAAAAAAGCAGCUUGCCGAAAAAGCUGGAAUGUCUGAAACAGAUAGUUUAACAGAAAAGCGCGAGACUGUACUGGAGAAAAUCUGCUUAUACUUCUUGGUGAGGUAUUGGAUAGUGGCUAUAGCUUUGUUCAUAAUAAGUUGGUGCGUUUUUAUGAAUGUCGUGAGAAUUUUCAGAAUAGUGAACAUGUUCGAAUAUCUCCUUUUCAUGUCGAUCUUGCAGCUCUCGUUCAGACUAUGGCGAAGACUCCUGUUGAAAUUCUGGUCUCUGUUGAUUGCUGUAACGCUAAUGAAUAUGAUGUUUAUCUAUUUCUGUCAAAUCAGGGGCAUCGAACAUUGGAUGGAGGAGAGGUUUGGCAUUGGGAAAAAAUUCCAUGCUGAGUAUGGAGCGUUAAUUACUUCUAGUCGAAGUUACAUUAACAGAUUAUUUUUCCCCGCUAUUUUCGUAACGAUGACCUUGAUCCAAAUAAGGUUCUUUCAUGCCACAUUCAUGAGAAUAACAGAUAGCGAUAACAAGCAGCUACCUGCAGAAAUAGAGGCUAGUAAAGAGCAAUUCGGCAAAUUUUUCCGGCAUGUCGUAGAUUGGACCAACAUGGCAUUUCUGUUCAUGGAAAUACACAUAAUUAAAGCAGUCACUUUGAUGAUGUUCCUAAUGUGCAUUCUAGAUCCCAGCGCCCUCUAUUUCCUCAUUUUUAUGCCGUUGGCGCUCAGCAUGAUCGUCCCGUUCCAAUCUAUCCGCUUAGCUGUGAUGUAUUGGGCUGCGAUACUGGUAUCGAUUUCUACUUUGUUCACAUUGAUAUAUAGUCUUCCAUAUUUCGAUAAUACGAGCUACCAAGUAACCUGCGAGGUAACAAAGUAUCCAUUUCUUAAUAAGACAACCAGAAGCUUCGGAAAAUGGGCAGGAUUGGAGAAACACCGAAAUAAAAAUCCAGACGAACAAAUAAUAACAAUCAUCGCCUGGGAGACAGCGUUCGUUUUGGUAUCUUGUCUACGGAACGUGGUGAUAGCAGUUCAAAAAAUUUCGCGUCUGCAACGAGGCUUAUCUCCUGACCCUCCCAGUGUGAUGUUCCCCGAGGUUACGUUUAGGGAAGCUGAUAUCAACCUGAAGAAUUACAUCAAGUACGUAAUGAAUUAUGGGUUCUAUCGGAUGGGGUAUGAAAUUAGUAUGACAAUGAUUGUGAUCGUGAUAGUACUUCGUAUGGACGGGUUCGCCAUCAUGUAUUCAGUAUGGCUUUGCCUGUUGUUGAUAUUGAGGCGUUCUGUGAUUCGAUGGAUAUGGAUUGUAUUUGUUACAUUUGUUGCUCUAUCUAUAAUAUGGCAGUACGUAAUGGCCAUUGGCUUACCACCUACACUAUGUAUGGAAUAUGAAUGGGAGACUCGCUCUUACUAUUGGACAGUGGCUCAGGAUUUCUGGUUCUUGGUGGACAACUAUCAUCCUCCACCAAUUAGAAAACUUAUCCCAGAAAGCAUCCUCUUAAUGUUCGCCUCCCAACAAUUGAUGUGCUUUUGGACAGAGAUCAGGACCUCACGGAAUAAAAUCGACUAUGAUGGUGGUUCGAACGAUUCGAUAAUUCACCAUUUCGAAAAGCCUGGAUUCGUGAUUCCAGUUGCUGAUUUCACCACAUAUACCACGUCUUAUUUAGAUUUGGCAAAGAGGAUUUUUAUCAAUAUGUCAUACUGGGGUUGUAUGUGGCUCGUGUUCCUCGGCAGCGUGAAUAGGGCAAACAUUUUCUCCAUCAUUUACCUGUGCUAUGUAUUCAUAUAUCUAUGGCAUGGUCUCAAUAUUUACUACAAACCGUUGCCACUCAUACUAAAAUACUGGAAUCAUUUGAUAGUCCAAAACAUACUGAUAAUCGUCAUGAAGACUGGCAUGCAAGUGAUCGGUUGUUUCUAUAUGACAAUCAUCCCCAUGGAAUAUUGCGGAUUCAUUAAGUUAUUUGGUAUUGGUUGCGUAAGAAAUUUCGAGCAUUCGGAAUACUUUGACAAUCUACAUAAAGGAAUAGAAAUCUGUAGAGUCAGCAAAUCUGAAAUGGCCGGUGUCGAAUGGGAUGCGGCGAUAUUCUUUUUCCUGAUGAUACAACGCCGGGUCUUUUGCAGUUACAAUUUCUUCCAUAUUGUAAAUGAUGCGAAAGCUCAACACGUACUUUCUGCUAGAGGUGCAAAUAUUCUGGACGAGCUGUACGCAACAAGAAUUAAAAAAAUGAAAGAUGAUGAAAGAAAGGUAAGACAAGCUGUGGAGACCAAGUUGACCAAGCUAGUGAAUAACCAGAAGAAGUUACAAGGGGCGUACUAUAAAAAUAACAUUGUCACCCAUAAAAUGGCCAUACGAUCUGCAGAUUAUUAUAUGUUUGACGACAACGAAACCGAUGUAGAAGAACAGCGGAGUUUCAAACAAAGGGAUGAAGAAGAUCUGACUAAGCGCAAGAGAGGCAGGCGUAAUCUUAUUUCACUAUUUGGCGACAUGGUUGAUAGCAAUAUGCGCACCGCUGUGAAGAAAUACUGGAAUACUGCUCCGAACAGAAAAGGGGUGACGCAGAGAGACGAAGGAGGACCGUAUGGAUUUGCCGAGAGGGUGAUAUAUUUUUUCAAAUUCAUCUGGGCUGCUAUGGAUGUUUUGAUUGUAAGUGCUACGGAGUUUUUAGGAAGAUAUACGAUGACGUAUGACAUGGUGCGCGAUGUCCUGAACAAAGAGAGACGUCAACUUAAAGAACAAACCGACUACGAUGUUGGCGUUAGAGUAGAAGGCUGGUGGCUACCAAGGGCGUCAUUUGAAGGACUCAUCAAAAACUCUAAGUUGCCAAGGCCAAGGAGACCUCCGAAAGAGAUGUCUUCAACAGAUUUGCCAGCCAUCAUGAAAUUAAUGAAGGCACUGUGGGUCAUCAUAGUAGCUCGAUCUGACUUGCUAUGUUACGUCUGCGUCAUCAUGAACCAGAUCAUGCAGUGCCAGCUGAUUACGAUACCCUUAAGUAUUAUGGUGUACCUGUGGGGAAUGUUGUCCAAUCCUAGGCCUUCUAAAACAUUCUGGAUCAUCAUGAUUGGCUACGUUGAGCUAGUGAUUCUCCUCAAAUGCAUAUUUCAAUUUGAAAUGAUGCCAGGUAACAAUCGACCCAACGCGAAGACGGAAUAUGGUCCAUUGGAGAUAGUCAACCCCUUUUUUCCGUCAAAAUUCAUGGGCCUUACGACCAUGAAUCUCUACUACAUAUGGGAAAUGUUCAUUCUCAUGGCCAUAGUUAUACACAGAUAUUACUUGACAAAUAUAGGCUUAUGGUCAACUGUAACAACCAGCAUCUUACCACAUAGUUUGGACGGACUGUACGCUAUGCAAGGAGGAGAACUCGUUAAAGUUGCCCAGAAUACACCAACUGGAUCAACAACGGAUGAGUACAUAGUACGGAGCAUUAAGACAUCUAUUUUGGAUCAGAUACUACUGUCUUUUAAAACAAUAUUUUUCCAUUACGCAAUAAGCUUCCGACAAUUUCAUCAAAGACUACUGAUGCACGUAUAUCAAGAAGCAAGUGACUACUACACCGUGAUGUUCUUUUUUGAUUUCUGUGCUUUCGCAACUAUCACCACAUUAUUUCCUGUAUUCUCCGAGUAUGAGCCCAAAGCCUCAGUGUGGACAUACGUUAGCACGAGUGUUAUACCAGUAAGAUAUGUGAUGGUGGUGUUCCUACACUUUAUAUGUAUUCUUAUCGAUCGAGCUAUCUAUCUUCAAAGAAGUUUGGUGCUGAAGCUUGUGUAUCACUUCCUUCAUGUCGCCUUUGUCCAUAUAUGGAUGUUCGUGUUGAUUCCUAACUUCAUCAACGGAAGGAUGGCAAUCGAGCAACCAGCAAUAGUAGCCUAUUACAUCUUCCGAUGCAUCUACCUGUUGAUAUCAGCCCAGCAAAUCCGUGUUGGAUACCCAAGUCGUAUUUGGGGCUUCUAUUGCUUCCACAAAUGUGGGAUCUGGAACUACGUCAAUAUCCAGGGAUAUUUGCUAAUACCGUUCCUGUUUGAACUGCGCAGCAGUUUCGAUUGGAUGUUCACUGACACUUCAAUGUCGAUUUUCGAUUGGUUCAGAAUGGAAGAUAUUUACACUAGUGUCUUCAAAGUCAAGUGCUUGCGCGGGAUAGAGGACGACUUAAUGGGUAUCCCCGCAGUAAAAAAGAAGUUGAUCUAUAAGUGUGUGUAUGGUAUCAGUCUAUUGAUAUUUUUGAUAAUCCUGAUUUGGUUUCCUGUUAUGGUGUACUCCUGGGGCAGAGUAGCAGGGCAGUCUAACAGACCGUCGGCUGCUACGCUGAAGUUCCAAUUUGGGGAUGCUGAACCGAUAUAUGAAAACAAAGCAGAUUUAUACGCGUUGUCACAUAUAGAAUUUGAGUACAUAAAGCAGGUGUAUAAUGCGUACGACAUAUCUAAAGAGUUCCUGUAUAACUAUAAACACACUGACGUUGAAGUACUGGCCUUCAGAACUGGUGGAAAAACGUGGAUGAUACGACUUGACGAGAAGAAAAGGCUACUCAAGAUUAUCAAUGGACCUCAUCCUCUGCCAGUUCGCAUGUCGUGCAAAGUUAUAUUGCCAGCUAGAGAGGAACAGAAGGUAAUAGAUAUAUCGGCAAAGAAGAUGAUGUUUCCGUAUUCGACCAGUCGAUCUGACGCUGCCAAACUAAUUGAAGGUGAAGAGGUAGAACAUCCUCUAAAAGUCAGGUAUCUGUUGCCGAAGUUCCUCAAGAUCGAGCAGCGGGGUAAGGGGAACGUGGUGAACGUCCUUAUGCUCCCUGAGUCAGACGAUGAUGAUCAUGCAACUGGAUCACGGAAUGUCAGCUUCCGUUCUGUGUUGGCGGCCGAACAAAACGGCCGAGUAUGGUGGGACAUCAGUGAAGAAACCAAUGACGCAAAUUACGAGGCAUUCCUUCAAAAAAUGCCUUAUGGUUCUGCGCAAAGCAGUCACCUGGUCAUCUUUACUUUCUCGGAUAAAAUUGUGCAUUCGUUUUUCAGCCUGGCCACGGGCGGCUCGAUCAUAACAUUCUACACUGUGUUCCUUUAUGUCGUUCAUGGUUGGUCUCGUGAAAUAAUUUCGAAAAGACUGAACAUGACGUGGCUGUACGAGCUAUCACAAGCAGAUGUCGUGUAUGCGCUGUGCAAGGAGGUGUACAUAUGCAGAGAAGCAGGCAUGUGGGAUUUGGAAGAAGUAGCGGCGGCUAGAGUGUUCUUUAUGAUGAAAUCCGGAGAGACUUGUUUCAAACUAAGCCGUUUCCAUGGAAUUCCCUAUAAUCCUAGUACUUACAAGACAUUGCCAACUGUGCCAAGGAGAACCUAAACAAUUUUGAACAAGUUUGAAGCAAUUCAGGAAAAUCUAAUUCUAUUGUUGUGUUAACUUUAUACUGUUUGGUUAUCUAAAUAUCUUAUAUUAAGUA